Botrytis fragariae is the source of this 930-nucleotide messenger RNA. RefSeq lists its product as uncharacterized. The record is from RefSeq and is a predicted model, not a curated record. The coding region runs from base 1 to 930 and encodes 309 amino acids. The transcript has a single exon. Lineage: Eukaryota; Fungi; Ascomycota; Leotiomycetes; Helotiales; Sclerotiniaceae.
AUGACGAACCUUACACCAUGGGAAUACAUCAUGACGAGCCGUCGCUUCACAUUGUUUUCGAAACUACCAGUUGAGAUGAGAGACAAGAUCUGGAGGUUGACUCUCGAGCCACGUAUUGUCGAAAUUAGACCCAAAAAAGACCAGCACGGUCGAUUUUAUUCUACUGCUCCGCUACCCACUGCAUUGACAGUCUGUAAAGACUCGGAGCAAGCUGUCCUAUCUUUAUAUCCUAAGUUACUUGAUGGAGACCUCGAUGCUGGAGGAAUUCAAUUCAACGCCAAGAUUGACACCCUAUAUCUGGAUUGGAAACUUCAAGAGCACUUGACGACCUUCUUGCUAUCAAUUGAUUUUCAGGAGGCUGAAAAGAUCCAAUACUUGGCUAUAGAUCAGUACAUUCGGUGGUCACGCCAGUCCAUUGAUUUGGACUAUGACUGGGAACGAGUCCCCGCAAUCUUUCAUCCACUGACAAUCUUGGACCUUCAAACUAAAUUUUUCAGACAUUGCUGUCACAUUGUCGUGGACCACAAUAUCUGCAGAAUUGACUCUGAAGAUCUCGAACAGCUUUGCUCUAUAGUGCGACUUAUGAAAAAAUUGAAGGAGCUCAUAUUUGUACAUGACGACAUUAUUUGGGAUGCAGAGUUGUUGGAAGAAAGUGGAGUACUUCCCCAGCAGGAUGAGCUUGCUGGCUUGACACUCUUUAAGCCUGAAGAGGUCUACGAUCUGUUCCCAAAACCAGUCAACAUGAUCCUUUCCGACUAUCGCAAGUCUAUUGAGUAUUAUAAUGAAGAUAUGCUAGUUGAUAGUCUUCACGACGAUCUCAAAACGAAAUUUGAGAGUCCAAAGUUCGAGAUGCUGGUCCGAUAUGGAUGGAGGUUCCCAGAUUCGUUGUCACUCCCUUCACGUCAAACCCGUCUUACUGAAUCGGAAUAA